AUGGUCGUACUCUCUGCUUCUGCUUCCCUCGCGCGCUGGCGCUUCGCGGACGCUUCCGCCUCCUGCCUGUGCCAUUUCCUCAUGAACCAUGCCGCCCCGUCCUCGACCUUGUUGUACCACACCUCCGAGUUCUUGGCGCUCUCUUUCCAUUUCCCCCCUUCCUUUUCGUCUCCCAUGUUGAAGGCCACGAGGUCCUCUCCUAGACGAGACACCUAGUCGCUCUCCCGUCCGCCCCGGUAUCCCACACCCCCCGCCAUUGCUCCUAGCAGCAUGCGCUUGGGGAGGCGGUUGCCCUCCAUGCGCAUAACAAAGCCCGCGAAACACAGUCUUCGUUUGCGCACGGUGGCCUCGAUGGUUUCCUCGCAGCCUGCCUGGAUGAGGGCCUGGGCAUAGGACAGGGGGCGGUCUGAGCGUUUCCGCUUGCUCCAGCCGAUGCACCGUGUAAGGAACUGGCGGGGGGUCCCAUUGAGCUUCGUGUAGUGCUCCGCUGUGAGGCUCCACGAGGCGCACCCAUAUAGGAGGGUCUCCACCACUUCAGCCUGGAGUAGCCGGAUCUUGAGCUCGCGGUCGGCCCGUCGCCUGUCAUACAUCGAAGCACUAUUCCGGCGGUAGCACUUCCAUGCUCGGCAGCUGCGGCUCGUGAUCUCCCCGUCGGCCUUCACGUCCGCGGAGAUGGUUCGUCCGAGUAAACCAUAAUCGACUUCGUAAGUCGCGAGGGAAGGGAUUGCUGUACCCUUCUCGCG
Messenger RNA from Ectocarpus sp. CCAP 1310/34, 743 nucleotides. The record is from the annotation of a GenBank genome assembly. Lineage: Eukaryota; Phaeophyceae; Ectocarpales; Ectocarpaceae.